AUGCAGUGGGAAUGCCAGACAGCGGCAGGCGGAGUAGAGAGGACAGACGGAUGGACUGACAGACGGGGCUGCCGGCUAACUGAGCCUUAUCACCCCCCGGCUAUUUGUCUGCUGCCGCUGCUGCCGCUCCGCUGCAGGGACCCAACCCCGGCUGCAGCCACUGCCCGGGUGCUCCGGGCCCCAGCGGCGGCCGCAGCAGCUGUCACCGCCCCUACUCCCGCCCUGGUUCCGCGCCCCCUCCCCCGUGGGUCCCGUGCACGCGCGCGCACACACACACACACACACACACACACACAGAGGCUUGCACCCCUGCGCUCGCCUUUGCACACCCGGACUGACUGGCUGGGAGCUGGGGCGGCAGGAAUCUUCUGGACAGGCAGCCCCUGGACUUGCAGGCAAAAGAAGCAAACCCUAGCUUCGAGCCAUUUCAGGAUCCCACCCUGUCUCCAGAUUAGAUCGGGAUCAUCCAAAGGAGAGACCGAGGCAGCCUUGGAGUCACAGCGCGUCCUUCCUCCUCCAGGCUCCGAGACAGUCUCCGGGCAUCCCUGGCUCCAGAGAAGAGCUGGGGGGACUUCACCGUUGUCUGUCUCUUCUGCUCAGGCCCAGGGAGAAAGGAACAAGCUGGCUACAAGAAGGGGAAAGGGUGCUGGCGGAGGGAGUGGGGUCGGUAAGGGCCUGGCCAGGGCAAAUCUCACCCAGCCUCUCUUUACAAACAACGCGGCUUGUGCAGUCAACACAUCUUUGCAGCCCUCUCGUCUCCCAAAGGGUUUUCCCUGGCAAGAACGCUGUUUGCCUUCGCUGAAACGAAGCCUUUGAAAAUAAAUUAGGCUGUUUGCAGACAGAUUUCGCUAGUUCCACCUUAACUUUGUUCCCCUCCCUUUUUAUGUUCUUUUUUUUCCCCAAGUGGUUCGGAGUCUUCCCUUAAUUAAUACAGGAGAACUUCAAUUACAAGUCGACUAAGAAUAUUGCUAAUCAGUAUCAUACAUACUCUGUUUUUUAAAGGAAAAGAAAAGAAAAACCCUGGUCUAAAUUUGUUUUUAAUAGAGCAAAUUUUCAAAGUAGAAUUUAAAUGAAAAGAACUGUAAACUGGGGAGGAGAAAAGAUUCCUUCCACAUCACCCAACCAGUAUGGCUCAAGACUCUGGCCCGAUCUUCUCUCUUCUCAUGGAACACGGGCCAAGCGAUCAUAUAUUUACCAGCAAAGAAGACAGAGGCUCCAAAACAAGCCUGAGUGCAAGUCUUCAAAAACUGACCCUGAAUCCCUCAAUGGCAGAUAUAAAAAAUCCCAAUGUUAGUAGAUAAGUCUAAUUUAAACCUCAUCUAGUCUCUCCCCCUCCGUCUAAACCAGGGACCAUCCAAUCACCCAGUCUGGAGCCUUUAUAGAAAAGCUCUACAAUCUUCGAGACAGGGGUCUGAAGUGAGAAGCUAAUGCUGACUUAAUUUGGAGGGGGGGGGGGUGGAAAAAUGCAAUCAUAGCAGGGGGUGAAGGAAGACCUUUCUUUUCUCCAGUUCAUUCUGUAUUUAAGUAAAUCUUUUAAGAGUCAGGAUUAGUCUCU
Phascolarctos cinereus (koala) is the source of this 1555-nucleotide messenger RNA. The record is from RefSeq and is a predicted model, not a curated record. Lineage: Eukaryota; Metazoa; Chordata; Mammalia; Diprotodontia; Phascolarctidae.